Messenger RNA from Pectinophora gossypiella (pink bollworm), 5337 nucleotides. RefSeq lists its product as uncharacterized. Gene Ontology annotation, biological process: epithelial cilium movement involved in extracellular fluid movement; axonemal central apparatus assembly. The coding region runs from base 1 to 5337 and encodes 1778 amino acids. The record is from RefSeq and is a predicted model, not a curated record. Gene Ontology annotation, cellular component: axonemal central apparatus. The transcript has 7 exons. NCBI's taxonomy places the organism in Eukaryota, Metazoa, Arthropoda, Insecta, Lepidoptera, Gelechiidae.
AUGGGGCCUAAAGGUAAGGCCAAGGAGGCUGACGAUACUUUUUGGCGUGCCCGCAUCGAGGAAGCACAACUGAGUGAAGAAACAUGGAAAGUGAAAGUGAUUCUCUUGGAAGCUGCAGGGAGCGAACAGGCACGGAUUUACCUAAACAACUUCGAAACCAUGGCUUCGGAAGAAAGAAGAUUUGUUGUUAAAAACAUAUGCAAGACUGAAACCAUAUUUAUGGUGAAUCAACUCGGAUCCGACAAAAAAAUUAAAGAUGCAAAUUUACGCGUAUUUGAAGAAGGCCAAGCCUUUCUUAGAGAAAAGAAAGAUAUUCCAACGGAUAUAAUGGCUCUUAUCAUCAAGCACUUGAUAUUGAAGAUGAAAGAAGAAUAUCUUUUUAUUAGGAGGCAGAAACUAGAAGUUAGAGAGGGAUUACGUCGUGAGUCUUUGACCAUGAUAGAAAAAGGGGAAGUGAGAGGUACCGCUAGCUCCAAAGCACCUGAAUCAGAGCGUUCUGCUCCUACUACUAAAAAAGGUAAAGGCAAGAGCGACGAGCCCGCAGUGCCAGAACCUGUUGAAGGUAAAAAAUACAAUACAGUAUUACGGGAACGAGGUGAGGAAUGGAGAGAUCGCGUGUACGUGGAUGAUUUUCCUACAGAUGGACCCAAUGUGUAUGUCGCAGUCACAGGUUUUUUGGACCCAAACCUUCCGUGGAGUCUUGUGAGAAUAGGGAUUCCUCUUACGGCAGUAGUUCAAGUUCGAAUCGAUCCAUCCGUUACAAAAGUGCCUUCUAAUUUAAAUCGCCCUACAAAAAGGGGCCAAAGCAUUACAGAGAUAAUGACUGAAAAAGCUCUCAAAUUUUGGGCCGAUCUGCAAGAUCUCAGAAUUAAUAAGAAUUACGCGGAUGACUUUAAAAAUACAGCAUUUGUAAUGUUUAAUCCACCUUACUGGGAAAGUGAGGCUUUGUCAGGCAAUCCAGACAAGAUAUACGACGAGGUGUGCUACCUCAUGUACGACGUCCAAGAUUUAUCUAGACAGCAUGUUAAUUAUCUGGAGAACAUGGAUAUUAUUCACAUACAAGAAGGAGAAGAUGACGAGCGAUAUGUUACAUACUACAAACAACAAAUCAGUGAUAUACCAUUGGAGUGUGUUACAGUUUAUUCAGUUUUAGAUAGUAUUCUUCAAACAGCAUCUGCAGAAAAUUUUGAUGCAAAUAACAGCAGGUCAUCAUUAUCUGCUGCUGUUACACUGAACCAGUCUCAUCAUGUCGCCAAAGAUCUGGACAAAAUUAGUAAAGUAAAAACAUUUGUUAAAGAUGUGUUCAAUACACUUUGUAAAACUGAAGCUGAUAAAAAAAAAUAUCGUGUAUCUUACGGAGAAGAAUAUGAAACACAUAAAGAUCCAAUUGUUAUUAAAUACGGUGAUUAUGCUAAAUACCCUACUUUCCAUUUGGGAAAUAUGAACUUGGAUAACAUUGUCGGAUCAGCUUUAUUUGGCAUGCCAUUACACAAUCUUUGGCAAACGCAGAAUCCACCAUUAGGGGAAAUUGAAGCGAAGCUUAAUUUCCACGUCAAUGCACUGUUGUCUUGUUUUGAUAGAGAAGACGUAGAAACAGCAGAAUUAGAAAGGCUUAUCCAUAUAUUGGCUUGUCGAAAACUUUACAAUAACAGAAGUUCUUUAAAAAAGCCACAUUUACCCUCAAGCACAAUAUAUGAUUUUAAAAAAGUAUAUUUAAAACGCAGCAUUCUUGCGGAACCACUACCAAAACCGCCUUCGUUACAAAAAAUUGCUAGUGGUAUGCCGCAAUCCUUCCCGUCUAUGACAAAGAGUGAAGAAGUCUCUCGCGAGUCCAUAAUAGAAGAAAGUGAUAGUUCCGAAUUCCGUCUGAAGUUAAUAUUUGACUGUCCUGACAUAAGUGAAUUAGUGUCUGCAGCUGAGAUAGCCAACAAUCGCCCUAUUACUCAUAUGAUUGAUGACUUUGAGUUCUUCGAAGACUUUUUUGGCACCUGUGCUUUUCAAAUUUUGUUUGAAGUUUUUAAUAAAUUUAAUUGUGUUGAUUAUAAGUACUGCGAAGUAACAGAUUGCAUAUUAUUAAUGUUUUUCAAUAGUCAUGAUAAGGACGGAAUAUCACGUGAAGAAUGGCGCUGUCAUAUACCAACACCUUUAUGCUUACAAGACUUUUUUGAUUUUGUAUUAGAAGAAAAUUAUGACUGGAUUGAAAAUCAAGAAAAAAACUAUGAAGCUAAUUUACUUUCCAAGAGACAAUCAGAAUGCCAAGAUUUAACAGAUCCUUUUGCAAAAGUUUCCUGUCUUGAGGAUACCCAAGUAGAUGCAGACUUACUAGUAGAAGGUUCUCUUAAACAUCAGGAAAUGCUCCAGAUGGAGGAAUCUGAACAGGAAGCGCCUCCUGGUUCGCAAAGCAGCAAAACAACGAAAGUAGCAGCAUCAUCCCCGAAUUCGACAGACGCUGAGUCAAAAAGCAGCAGAAAACAGAAAUCAAUGGAAACGACACCCCGGAAAGGUCAGUCUUUUGCUGCUUCUCGUCGUUCUUUAGUUCCCGACCCAAACAAGCCCAAAAAACCCUUUGCAGGUUAUGAUUUAAGCGACAGAAGAGUCGAAGCAUUCGGUAAAGACACAGCAUUCUUUUCAAAAGAUGGAACUCGUGUUGCUACUUAUUAUGUUUUGUUAAUUCCGAUGAAUGUCGAAUACAUACUACUUAAUAUUGUACCAGGUAACGGCAGCAACGAAAUUUGGGUUCAUAGAGCACUAGGAGAUUUUGUUUCUCCUGAAAUACGUAACGACUGCGAAUCAUUCAGGAUAAAUACUAAAGAUAAUGUAAUGAUGAAUAUUAAAAAACAAACUUAUCAGGCGCCUAUCGUAUUACCUACAUCUACUACAGACGUUUCAAAACCACGAGAAAGUAAGCCGCGAACAUCACCGUCGGUAGCAGAACCAGAUGUAGAGCCACAAUUUGAAACAAAAGAUUAUUUCUCGUUUUGUGUUACAUGGCCCAACGGGCUCAUUACGGAAAGCGUUCAUGAUUUAAAUUCUCCUGAUAUCUCUCAUAUUAAACAAUUUCAUACAGAGGGCCUUCCUCAUUUGGAUGAAGCCAUGAGAUGCAUAAGCUUAAAUGGAGAAGUAAUUGUUUUUAAAGAAUCAGGUGAUAUCGAGGUGCUGCGACCUGAUGGAACUUACAUCUAUAUUACAAAAUAUGAAAAAAGGAUAGUAGUUCCUGAAACCCGUGAAGAGCCUAGUGACACAAGUGCUAAACAAAAGGCAAAACCCAAAGGUAAAGAAAAAGCAAAACCAUCUAAAAAUGUGGUUGAAGAAGUUAUAGUUGAUGAGCCUCCUCCAGAAUACAAGCUAUAUAUAGAAGAAUUUGAAAUUAUUGAAACAAGUGGCUUGAGGCAAAAAUGGAUAAAUGAAGAUUCUUUUGACAUAGAAAAAUUGACCAUCAGAACAGCAACUGAAUAUUGUUUGGGUGAAAUAUUUUCUAGACGAAUGGAUGGUACAUCUAUAUUACUUAAUCAGUGCGGUAUUCAAAUCGUCUCGUUCCCUAAUAAAACCAGGAUAAUUACCCACUAUAUUGUUGAGGAUGAAGAAAUUUUUCCGGAGUGGACAGAGGAAGAGUUAAGAUACUUUGAAGUGCUGGAACUCGAAAAUGAUACUGUAAGAUCAAAGGCAUCAAUAUCGCAAAAAAGUUACACUAGCAGUCAUUCAGAUGGUAGUCAGAUGUUAGGGAAUGAGGAGGAGGAAAAAGUCAAGACCAGCAGUGAUGGUUAUAUUUCAGUUCAAAUAAUUUAUACAAUAGAACAUGCAAAUUUCACAACAGUUUCAAUAGACAAAUCAAAUGGAAGUAUUACAGUUACCUCUCCAAAUGAUACAAGCCUUAUGGUUAACACUCAAAAUAAAUACGAACUAAAUUUGGAUUCGAGAACAAUUGCCACAUAUAAUGGCGAAAAUUUACAUAUAAGCUACGAAGCAUGCCCACAAUGUAAAUCUUAUACUACCUGUAACGUUCAAGUAAAAACUUACGAAAAUGACCUGCCCGGAAAUCAGUGUCUUUGGGCGAGAUUGAAAGACUCUUUUUGUAAAAAGAUUCUCAUAGAUGGAGAAGGGUCUAUUAGGUUAAUAGACGAACCAUGUUCCCAAGAAACGAUGCAUCAUGCGGGUUCUGAGGACACAGAGCACACAGAACGCACAGAAAACACGGAAUCAAUGGAAAAUCCCGAGGACCCUAGAAAAGUUGAUUGGAAGUCUGAGAGCUCUGUCACAUCCCAUGGGAAAUGUCGAGAACUGUAUCAGGCUAAAAAUUACAGAUUUCUUAUUCUCAAACGUGACUUAACAUGUUCGGAGCUGAUUCAUCGUACUUUAUUACAAGAUUACGAGAAAGUGUGCCGUUGGCAGCCGUGGUGCUUUAUAAAUCAGUACGAUACGUUCGGUGACAAUCGUACCCUCCAAUCAAUCCUUAUGCCUGUCAAUGUCACUGAAACCGAGAAAUGGUUGAUGUCAUCCAGUUUGUCCAACAAGCCUAAACACUUAACUUACAAGGACUUGAAGAAAGAUACGGGGAAGGGUUUCUACCAUUGGAUGCGACCUUAUGAAAGAUUCGAGCCGCAGCCAGUGAAGCAUACGCCCGAUGUGUUGACGCACAGGCUACCCAGGGCUUUCAUACUCAGGACUUUGGAGCAGCAAUGGCGCGAUAAAGAUCGGGAACAACUGAAGGGCGCAAAGGAGUUGCUGGUUGCCAUACUGCGAUAUCGUAGGAUGAUGGAGUCUGACAGCGACACACUCCUGCACAUACCUAUCGUCGACUUGCGUGGUGAAGACGAGCGGAAGACCGACGAGAUCAUUCAAGCAAUCGCACACAGGGUUUACACAGACUUAAAGAACACGUUACGGGAUGAUGUGGAAGCGCACGCACAGCUGACCAUUACUACGGAACCCAUGCCGCCGCCUGAAGAAAUAUCCGUAGAGGAAGAGGAAUACGUCUAUAUCGGUAAUGUUCUUGUUGUUCACACAGACCCGUUAAGGCAACUGGAGGAAGAACGAGAGAGUUUGGUAAAGGAAGUGGAAGAGGCUUCCAAGAUGAGUCCAGAAUUGCAGAAGUACUGGCGACGCCGCGCUGAGGAACUUAAGGAAGAGGAGUUUUUCUUGUACCUGUUACGCGAAGGUGGAGUGCCGCAGUAUUUCCGCAACAUUCUCGGCGGGGCCAUCUGGUGGGAGAUGAACAGCACUGCCGGUGACGCAGUCACUACGUCCGAGCGCAAGAAGAUGAAAUGCGUGUGCGCCGAAGAGGAGUGCACUUCGGCGCGUACUGCCACUGAUAAUCCACCGAGCACCGGAGCGCCGUAA